Molecule: messenger RNA, 533 nt
Organism: Centruroides sculpturatus (bark scorpion)
Lineage: Eukaryota; Metazoa; Arthropoda; Arachnida; Scorpiones; Buthidae
Product: nose resistant to fluoxetine protein 6-like
Exons: 3
Coding region: 40-444 (134 amino acids)
Source: RefSeq, a predicted model, not a curated record
GUCAUAAACGAUGCAUCACCAAAUCAGAACUUCAUACUCAUGCAUAGGAUUUUUUCGUCUUAUGCCUGGACUAUUGGAAACGUUUGGCUGUGUGUAGCAUGUAUUUCCGGAUACGGUGGAAUUAUUCAUCAGUUUUUAUCGUUGAAGAUAUUUGUAGUGCUCGAUCGUUUAAAUUUGUGGAUUUAUUUGCUUCAUUCUUUAUGCAUCUUUUAUAUUUACAGUUAUACAAGAAGCAACAUAAUCUUCACCGAACUGAAUUUGUGGAUCAUCUUCAUUUUUGUAAUGAGUCUCACUCUUAUUGCAUCUACGAUGUUUUAUGUUUUUUUGGAAACGCCCCUGAAUUUUCUUUUUUUAAAAUUGUCUAAAAAUACACUUUGUAAGAUAAAGGAAUCGCCUAUGAAAGAAUUUAAUACAGCGUCAAUUACGGAGAGGACGUCUUUGUAAGAAAUCGAAGCAGAUCCACGCCAGCUCCAAUCCAUUUAUUUUUCAAAAAAGCUUCUGCUGUUAUAGCAAAUAAAUUGUAUAAAUUAGAA